Molecule: messenger RNA, 1679 nt
Organism: Mizuhopecten yessoensis (Yesso scallop)
Lineage: Eukaryota; Metazoa; Mollusca; Bivalvia; Pectinida; Pectinidae
Product: neurotrypsin-like
Exons: 8
Coding region: 101-1207 (368 amino acids)
Cellular component (GO): membrane
Source: RefSeq, a predicted model, not a curated record
UGUUUAGUGUCAAGAUACUUGUCAGUCCCGCAACGUUUCUCAUCGGCCGUGAACCCAAUCGUAUAAGAGGCGGUGGCUGGACCACACUUAAAACUGACCGAUGGAAUUCACCAUGUUUAUUUUCUAUUCAGUUCUUUUUUGCACAAGCCUUGUGUGGGCAUCGGUUAUCCAUGAUCUGAAUGUGGACACUGAACACGGUGCUGGACGUGGCGUAGCGGUACCCGUCCGGUUGGCAGACUCCCCUAGGGACGGGGAGGGACGGGUGGAGCUGUUCCACGACGGCGUGUGGGGUACUGUCUGUGACGUAUUAUUCGGUGUUGCUGAGGCCAAACUCGUCUGUGAGGUACUCGGGUACAGUUAUGGCGGUCUUCUCCAGCCAAAAAUGACGUACGGGUUUGGGCGUGGCCCUAUCAUGGUCGACCUUGACUGCCCGUGGGAUGCCACUAAUCUCGGCCAAUGCAGUCAAACAGGAUGGAGUCAAAACCCACCGAGUGUUUGUAAUCACGACGCGGAUGUGGGCGUGGCCUGUAGGACAUCUCCAUCCGAAGAUAUCCCUGUGCGCCUGAUAGGAGGGACGGGGCCCCACGAGGGACGGGUCCUGGUAAAACAUGAGGGACAAUGGGGCACAGUGUGUAACCAGGAUUGGGACCCCAGAGACGCAGCCGUCAUUUGUCACCAACUUGGCUACAGUCACGGCGGAGAGGCAAUGAUGUGGCCUGCAAGGUAUAAUUUCGGAGCCCGACCCCCCGGACCUAUCUGGCUAAGUAACCUGAGCUGUGGGGGUAAAGAGCCCCGCCUUGGGGAGUGUCCGAGCUUGGUCUGGGGUGAGGACGCCCAUCAGUGCCGUUCAACCUUCAUGGACGCCUCAGUCCGCUGUUAUACGGAAAACAUUCCAGACUUCCAGAUUCGACUUGUUGGCGGUGAAAAUAAUCGGACUGGACGAGUAAACAUUUUUCACGAGGGUCGCUGGUGGGACGUGUGCGAUGAUUGGUGGGGUAAUGAUGACGCAAGCACCGUCUGUCGGACAUUAGGAUACAGGGAGGGAAAUGCCACGCAUGUGCAGCAUAACACAGGAAGGCUGGACGGGUUUGGGUGGGACAUGGUGUAUUGUCCCCCUGGGGUAACGGACUUCCGUCACUGCUUUCACAGGGGAUGGGGCAGGCACACCUGUUACUGGUACGAGGUAGCGGGAGUGGUUUGUGAGUAAUAAUAAACAAUCAUCAAGGUUCGAUUUUUGUACAAACGAUAAAACAGACGUGGCGGAUGACAAGAGACGCAGUAGAAGUGUGGUGCUCAAGUUGACAAGAGGAGGGUGCUUGGGGUCCUUUUAACGCUGCCAGUAUGUAAGGGAAAAUACUUUUAAAAAAAAUGACAAAAACUGUAAACAACUAUAUAUAUUUAUAUAUCUUAGGAGCUUGUUCGACUUUUCACUCGCUUAUACAAUAAAAAAUACAACAUAAAUUAUACCAUAUUUCAUUUCGAUUUUACUGCCAAAGUCAAUACUGAAGAUAAUCAAUUUUUAAUCGACAUAUACCUUAGUUUUGUUGAACAUUCUAUUAAAUUGCCAAGAUACUAUUGCAGAGGACAUAACUGUUAUCACCUCAUUACAUAGAUGCUAAUAAACAUUAAUAAAUGUGAAAUUAUAUUGAUAUUAAAAUUAAAAUUAAUUCGAUUGAAAA